Anopheles maculipalpis is the source of this 2180-nucleotide messenger RNA. RefSeq names its product eukaryotic translation initiation factor 3 subunit B (gene eIF3b). The transcript has 4 exons. Gene Ontology annotation, cellular component: eukaryotic translation initiation factor 3 complex. The coding region runs from base 101 to 2152 and encodes 683 amino acids. The record is from RefSeq and is a predicted model, not a curated record. NCBI's taxonomy places the organism in Eukaryota, Metazoa, Arthropoda, Insecta, Diptera, Culicidae. Gene Ontology annotation, biological process: translational initiation. Gene Ontology annotation, molecular function: RNA binding; translation initiation factor binding; translation initiation factor activity.
UUCCUUUCCGGUCUCCGGCCUGUCAAACGUAGCGAAAUUUUCCCAGCUCGAUCGGUCCCGACUUUCGCCCACUAAAACCGACGCACCUUGGUUGCCCAAGAUGGCCAAAAAGAAAGGCGAGGAGCAGGACUUUGAGGAGGAGCCAAACUUUGACGAUCCGGAAGGAUACGUGGACGAUGUAUCGGAUGAGGAGCUGCUAGGUGACUUUCUGAAGCAGAAACCGUGCGAAUCGGACGGAGUGGAGAAUGUGAUCGUGGUGGAUAAUAUUCCGAUCGUCGGGGCGGCCCGUUUCGCCAAGCUGAAUGGCAUCAUCGAGAAGCUGUUCAAGAACGCUGGCACGAUCGUGAACGUGCACUACCCGAAGGACGAGGAGGACAACACGAAGGGGUACGCGUUCAUCGAGUACAAGAAUCAGGAGAGUGCUGAAGAGGCGGUGAAAACGCUCAACAACCAUCGGUUGGACAAAAACUACAAGCUGCUGGUGAAUCGGUUUUCCGAUUUUCAGAAGUAUUCGGAUAUACCGAAGGACUGGUCACCACCGCAACCACAACCGUACAAGGUGCAGAACGAUCUGUACAACUUCCUGGUGGAACCGGACGCCCAGGAUCAGUUCUGUGUGGUGUCGGAAACGAUACCCGGCUCGGUGCAGGUACAGUUCUGUCAAAACACCCAGCCGGAACCGACGGAGCUGCUGAAGCGCGAACGGUUCACCGACACGUACGUCAAGUGGUCACCGAAGGGUACGUACAUCGUGACGUUCCACAAGCAGGGCGUCAUCAUCUGGGGCGGUUCGAACUUUGUCAAGGUGAACAAGUUCCCGCACGGUAACGCACAGUACGUGGACAUUUCGCCCUGCGAACAGUACCUGGUGACAUACGGUCCGAACGGGCAGAAGAUUGUCAUCUGGGAUAUACGUACCGGUGCAGAGAAGCGAGCGUUCGUGUCGGACGGGAUGUCGAACGCGUCCAUGUUGCGCUGGUCGCACGACGACCGGUACGUGGCCCGACUGAUCGACAGCCAGAUUCAGAUCUACGAUACGACCACAUUCUUCCUGCUGGACAUGAAAUCGAUCCGAGUGGAAGGUAUCCGCAACUUUAGCUGGUCACCUACGGACAACAUUAUCGCGUACUGGGUCGCGGAAGAGGUGGACGUCCCGGCAAAGGUAACGCUGAUGGCGAUCCCGAAAAAGACGGAACUGCGUACGAAGAAUCUAUUCAACGUAGCCGACUGUAAAAUCCACUGGCAAAAGUCGGGCGACUACCUAUGCGUGAAGGUGGACCGAUUUUCCAAGUCUAAAAAGGAAAAGAAGGACAAAAAGGAUUCGGACGUAAAGUUUCUCGGCAUGUUUUACAACUUUGAAAUUUUCCACAUGCGCGAAAAGGACAUACCGGUCGAUUCGGUUGAGGUGAAGGAAACGAUCCUGGCAUUUGCCUGGGAACCGGUCGGUUCCAAGUUUUCCAUCAUCCACGGUGAACCAGCAUCCGCUAAUGUGAGCUUCUACGAGACGAACAAGGGCCAGGAACCGACGCUGGUAAAGAAGCUGGAGAAGAAGGUGUGCAGCCAUCUGUUCUGGUCACCGAGGGGACAGUUUAUUGUGCUGGCGAACCUGCAGAUGGGUACGUUCGAGUUUGUCGAUACGAACGACUUUAGCAUCAUGAAGACGGGCGAUCAUUAUCGGGCGUCGGAGGUGGAAUGGGAUCCGACCGGACGGUACGUCGUGACGGGAACAUCCGGAAAGGCUAAGGAAGACCAGGGCUACUACAUGUGGUCGUUCCAGGGACGCAUUCUGAAGCGCGUAAAUCUGAAGAACUUCAUGCUAUUCUUGUGGCGUCCUCGUCCACCGACCCUGCUGUCCGAGGCGAAGCAGAAGGAGAUUCGCAAGAAUCUGAAGAAGUACUACUCGCAGUUCGAGAGCAAGGAUCGUUUGCGUAUGACCCGUGCCUCGAAGGAGCUGAUCGAGAAGCGUGCGAAGCUGCGCGAGCAGUUCACCGAGUAUCGCACGAAGCGCGUCAAGGAGUGGGAGGAACAGAAGAAGCGUCGUAUGCAGUUGCGAAACAACAUCGACACAGAUACACUGGAAGCAGAUCCAGACAACGUAGAGGAAGAAAUUGUUGAGAUACUAGUACGUGAAGAUACCACCAUUAUCGAGUAAUCCGUAGAAGGCAAAACUCUUCCUCUAC